GAAUAUGUUUCCGCAAGGUCAGCCGAAAUUCUUCAAAAGCUUGAAGAGGAAGGAUUCUAUAAAGGAAUCAGUUCGAUGGAUGGAAAUCGUGAAACAUCCUUGGAAAAAGUUACAAGGGAGUCGGCCAAGACAAUAGAAAAGCUUCAAGAGGAUGGAGAAAGUAAACCAUCGACUGCAAAGAUCGACGAGUUCGCACUGGCUACUAGCAGAAACAGGAAUAAUAUACAAGUAGAAGCGUCUUCAGUGGUGACAAAGGAAAAGGAAACCCUGUCUUCUGAGUUGAGGGGCAUGAAUCACCCAUAGUGGUUUUUGAAUGCAGCACAUGACAAGAAACGAAUUCUUUUGAUUCUAGACCUGAAUGGGGUCCUUGGUUCUUUUGGUUAUAGGAAAAUUCCAGAAUUGAGGCCUCACUGUCAUGAGUUUGUGCGCUUCUGUGUUGUGUCGUUUAAAAAAGUGGUGUUUUGGUCUUCAAUGACCAGGUACUCUUCCAGAUGUUUUCCUUAUUCGAAUCAUAUUUCCUAUUUGGAGAAUUUGAAUACUGGAUAUGUUUUUCUUCUCUUUUUUCUAAUCCCUGCAGUAUAAAUACUAAUAAGGCAAUGGAAAAGAUAUUCCCGCUAGAUUUGGACAGACAACAAAUCCAGAUAUGGAACCAAGCACAUUGCACUGAGACCAAAUUGAAGAUUCCUGAUCGUUAUAAAGCUUCCAAGCCAUGGUUUCUAAAGGUAACAGACCAAAUCAACACCCGUUUUUCAGGAAACUUCGAUCAUGCUUUAAACACUAUUAUGGUGGACGAUUCUCCAUUGAAAACAGUUAUUAAUCCACGCAACACAACUGUGUUCCCGAAAACAUGGCAUCCUGGGGAUGCGAAGGAUAACGCAUUAAGCAAAGAGGGAGCUAUCCGCAGUUUCCUCUAUAGUCUACUGCAUGAUGGGGAUAUCCGAGACCAUGUGCUAACAAAACAACCCAAACAUUUCCGUCAAGAGGAAGCUGAUAGCACAAUCGCUAUGGUUUGGGGUAAUUCAUGUUAUGCGACAAAAUUAAGAAAGAUUCUGGAACAGGAAAGAACAAAGGCCGGAUCUACAACAGUUGGAGAAAAAAAGGCCGGAUCUACAACAAUUGGAAGCUCUUGAUUUACAAAAUGGAGAGAGAUAUCAACUUAUAGAUUGGAUUCGCAGGAAGUUAAACCUUUAAAUCAACCACUUAAUAUCACCUAUCUGAUUUCCACUCAAUUGCUUCAAUACUCUUCAGAGUAUUGAAAUUGAACAUUUAAGAAAUAUGUUUCUUUGUUCACAUGAAGAAUAAUCCCUACAUUGAAAUAUGCCGAUGGCAAAACAUGUGAACAGGCAUUGUGUAAAUUAUCGAAAUGCCUUGGAUACACUAGGAUAAUGAAUAACUUGACGAGGCAGUGCACGAUUUGUAAAAAGGAUUCAGUGGUCCAGUGACCUCUCCAACUUUGUACUUUUAUUUAUAUAUGUAUAUAUAUAUAUAAUCGUACUUGCUUACAUUUUA
Messenger RNA from Papaver somniferum (opium poppy), 1509 nucleotides. RefSeq lists its product as uncharacterized. The transcript has 7 exons. The coding region runs from base 492 to 1130 and encodes 212 amino acids. The record is from RefSeq and is a predicted model, not a curated record. Lineage: Eukaryota; Viridiplantae; Streptophyta; Magnoliopsida; Ranunculales; Papaveraceae.